Molecule: messenger RNA, 471 nt
Organism: Fulvia fulva
Lineage: Eukaryota; Fungi; Ascomycota; Dothideomycetes; Mycosphaerellales; Mycosphaerellaceae
Exons: 2
Coding region: 1-471 (156 amino acids)
Source: RefSeq, a predicted model, not a curated record
AUGGCUGAGAUCGUGCCGGUGAAGCCAUUCCGCCUACUCGACCUGCCCGACGAACUGUGGGCCAAGAUUGGCAAGCUCGCCUUGGACGACAUCGAGCCUCUUUGUAGCGAAUAUCUAGAUUACUUGGUGUAUGAUGAUGACGACAAAGUUCAAAUCCCGCAAAAGCCCGCCAUCACACGGACAUGCAAAGCACUUCGCCACGAGCUCCUGCCGCUCUACUACGAGCAGAAGAUUGACCUCGACUUGCGAGAAAGCCGCUUCUGGCUUUGGGGUAGCCUGACAAGGAGAUGGCUACAGGCGAUCGGCGCUACAAAUCGCAAGGCUAUCCGCGGGAUGAGCCUAGUCUCCUCGGAUUGGGAUAUCGACUACCUGAACAAGGAGCUACGGCUACGCUGGGGUGUGGGGUUGAAGCUCGAAAUUACCUGGGAGCUGGAUCAUCGACGAGGAUACAGGAUUGAAGUAUGCAGCUGA